AUGAUCAAAAACUGGAAAGUGAAGUCUAUCGGAAUCAAGUUCAUCAAUGAAGCUCGUAGUAUGAUGCAAAUAAACUUGGAAGAUGUGAAGAAUUGGAUGACCAAGUUAAAGUUAAACGCACCAAGUGAAUCUGUAAAAAAGUCGAAACUCAAUCUGAAAUUUGAACGAGUUGAUGUGGAUUUAUCGGAUUCAGAGAAGUGCGCAAUUGGCAUUACACAUAAUAAAUCGGAUUGGGAUCACUACAAAAACUUGAUAGCCAACAUCAGAAAAGAGUUCCCAACAGAUGAAAUAUCAAUUCGAUUUUCUCAUUGGAUGCAAAAAAGUCAAGUGGAUAUUCAAGAAGUCUUCAAUAAUAUUGUGAAAACUGUUCACAAAGAAGAGCAAAAAGGACUGAAAGUGUUCAUUCGUUACUAUGCAGAUGUCAAAUCAUUCAGCCAUUUGAACCCAGUGACCAAUGAGGAAGAAUCAAUUGAAUUUCCUUCUUCGAUUCGAUUCAAGUCUAGACAAUUGGACUUUUCGGUAGAGAAUCAUCCAAUGCAUUUCUCAGUUCGUGGUUUAAGUGACGACGGAAAUAGUUUCAUCGAGAAAAAGAAAGUUGGAAGAAGAUGUAACAUCGUGGAUUCUCGAAACAACUGUAUCAUUCACUUGGAUGUUUUUAUUAAUGAGAAGGAUAUCACUGCAUUGAAAAGCAUGGUGAAAAGCAACCAAAUAACUUUUUUUCAAAGGCUGUAUCGCUCUGAAUAA
This is a messenger RNA of Caenorhabditis remanei, 744 nucleotides long. RefSeq lists its product as uncharacterized. The record is from RefSeq and is a predicted model, not a curated record. Bases 1 to 744 code for a protein of 247 amino acids. The transcript has a single exon. NCBI's taxonomy places the organism in Eukaryota, Metazoa, Nematoda, Chromadorea, Rhabditida, Rhabditidae.